AUGAUGCCCUGCCACAGCGCCUUCAACAAGGAAUUGAGUCUGCAUCUGCAGGUAUCGCUGGGCUCCAGAUACGAAUAUGAGUUCGUGCACAACUACAGAGUGCUGAAGUCCACUUUAGAGAGACUCAAUAUCGUCAAGUUUGUGGAUCGGCAGCGGCUCAUGUCAUCUCCCGAGCCGCAUGAGGCGCUCUUGAGGUGGUUCCAUCAGCGGUAUGCCGAUGUGCCCGUGCGAGCCAGCUAUGAUCCUGUCAAGCAGAGACAGGCCACGCAGGGUGGUGACAUCAAGGCUAUCCCCGUCCCUGUGAAGACCGGCAAGGUGUCCACGCCCAUGGCAGAUAUCGGAGGGAGGGCCAUCAAGCCGUCCAGCCUUCCAAAGAUCAACAAAGUGCCUCGGCUGGAGCUGCGCAAGGCGGCUGUGGGCAAGGCAGGUUCGCCGCCCAGGGGCGGCAAGAUGCCCUCCCCGCCCCGGCCGACCAAAUCGGCCUCGCCCCCCAAAGCCGGCUCACCGCCAAAGGCCGGCUCGCCGCCAAAAAGCGCGCGCGGCGGCUUCCGGCUGGCUGCCCUCAGCGCCGCGGUAGCUUCCCGGGCCGGCGCCAAGACCCCCCGCCUGCUGCUGGCGCGGACCCCCCGCAGCCCCACCGAGGGGCCCAUCUCGGCUCGGCGUACCUCCCCCAAAACCUCUCCCAUUGGGGGAACUAAGCGAGGCUCGCCCCCUCAUCGGCUGAGCAUAUCUGUGGACGCGGCCGCGGGUGCCAAGCUGGGCGGGGUUGUUUUCAAGGUGUCACCCAACAGCGGUGGCCUCACGCAGCGCACCCCCCGGCUGUUCCCGGCCCAGCUGCCCACUCCCCGCCAGCUCAGCAGCGCCUUCCGUACCCCUAGAGGGUUUGGAGGCACUCUCCCCACGCCCAGAGGGGCAGUGUCGGAGAGCAAGGCAGGUUUCAGCCACGGCGCGAUUCCCCGCAACUCCCUCAUGCAGCCGCGCAGCACCGGCAACAGCGCCAUCCCGCGCCUGCGCUCCCCGCCUUCCGCCGAGAAGCAAUCUGCAGCCGCCACCAGGCCCAGCCAAGUCCCGAUGCUGUCAUGGCUCCGCAAGGCCGCCCAGAAGCUUUCCCAAACGGCCAGCAAGGCGCCCGAAAUUACCGCAUCCCCGUACACUCCGGCAGAGGCCUUUGCGCCGACGCUGCAGCACCUGACGCCCAAGCGGCCGCCAACAAACACCGACGCGGUGCAGCAGUGCCCGCGGCCCCCCGCGGACGUCCCCCCGAUCACCGCCGUUGCUGACAUCACCGCCGAGGCUGACGUCAGCGGCAUCGACGUGUCAUCCCCGCCCGCUGACAUCAGCGAGCCGGCCCCGGCCCCGACCGCGCCGUCGCCGGCCGUGCAGCGGCUGCGCGCGCUGCGGCAGCGGGCGGCCAGCCCGGAGGCGGCGCGCAAGCGCCGCUCCGCGCUGCGCGCCGCCGCGCCAGACAGCGCCAGCUCGCUGAACAGCGCAAGGGGCGCCCGCGGCAAGGACCAGGCCGCGCGGCGGCGUACCUCCCUGGCCGGCAUGGAUCUGGGCGCCAUAUUGCUGUCGCCUGACAAGGCCGCCUGCCUCGCCUUUGCCUCCACCAAGAUCGAGACGGCGGACAGCAUCGCGCAAGCGGCGGCCACGACCGUUCUGCGCGCUAUCCCGGAGCUCCAGCUGCUGCUCAAGGACAUCGGCAGCUCCAACCGCGACGGGUACCUGCACCGGGGCAAGCUGCGGUGCCGGCGUUGGAUGGUGAGCGCCAUGAUCCCCCGCACUCGCGAGCUGCUGAUGCACGUUCGCCAGCUCAGCCAACUGGCUGUGGAUGACCCUGGCGCCCGAGCGCGCGUACGCAGAGCCAAGCGCCUGCUCAAGGAAUUGGCGUCGGCGGAGCAGUCUUUUGCGGACGUGUGCGACCAGAUCGCCAAGGCGGAGCGCUUCUUCCCUGUGCCGGGCAUCGGCCACGGCGAGCACACCGCCCGGGACACUGCUGCAGACGGCAAGGCGGGUGCACGGCAGUUGGAGGUGAGCCUACGUGCGGUUGGCGGGGCAAUGCAGGACCUGCAGCAGCUCUGGAUUGAGCUGGCCCCCCACUCCCCCUGGGCCAGCGCUGCCAAAGCAAUCAGGCUCUCUCCGAGCGUGCGCCUGACGGAUGCCAGAGGAAGCAUCCCUGCCAGCCUGGCCAGUGACAUCACCGGGGAUGUCAGCGGCGAAGAUGACCUCAGCGACGACGACGCCUGCAGCAAUGCGAGCGAGGAUGCCUCACCCGCUGCCAGCCCCUCGGAUGACUCAAGACCCGCAGAAGAACUCGCGCCAAGCCCAACAGCGAGCAGCCCAGCCAGCAUCACAAGGACAUCAGAGCACAUUGCCACAGGCCCAAAAUUAGCGCUCGACCUUGGCAAGGUGCAAGUCAGCGGAUACUCAUCCAGCGAGGACGCAGCUGCGUCACCAGAGCCCGACACAAUAUCAGGCUCUAACAAAGCCCCACUGCCGGACACAGCCACACCGACGAAGCUUCCGGCCGCUGCCGCACCGCAGCCGCCGCCGAUCCCUCAGGCGCAGCAGCAGCGCUACACGGCGUCGAUCCAAGAUGAAGCCGGUGAAGCCGAGGGGAUGACAACGCCCCCGCGCGCCGCCCGCCCCGGCCGGCCGGAAACUGCGCCGGUCGCCGGCCGUGCCGCGGCCGCCGCCGCGCCGUCGGGAGGGAACAGCGCGGCCGGGGAGACGCGCCAGCCGGAACCGCCGGCGCGCAAGCCGACGCGCAUUCCGGAGUGGAGCCCCUGCAGCACCCUCAGCAGCAGCGGCAGCAGCUCGGCGGCGUACUCUGGCAAUCUGAAGCUGCCGGGCAGCCGCGCCGGGUCCCCCAGCACGGUGCUCACCCCUGAGGCGGCCCUGAGGAGCGCCAAAACAGGCGGCACAGCCUCCGCCGACAAGGCCCGCCUCAGGGGCGUGAACGCUGAGCUGGCGCGCUUCUUCGGCUGCUCACCGAUUUUGCAGCCGCCAACCAUCAAGCUCACACGUAACAACUCCGCCAGCCCACCACCGGCCUCCGCCACGGACGAGGCAGGGCAAGCGCCGGUGAGGAAGGUGUCAUUUCCGAGCGGCCACAAGUAUGCCGGCCAGAUCAGCAACGGCACAAUGAACGGCCUUGGGGUGUACGCCUUCGACAGCACCCAAGCGCGCUACGAGGGAGAGUUUCUGGACGGAGCAUUUGAGGGGCUCGGGGCGGAAACAUUUGCGGAUGGCAUGUAUGUGGGCUCCUUCCAUGCCGGCCUGCGCCACGGCCUCGGGGUGUGCCACUACCGCAAUGGGGACUACUACGAGGGCGGCUGGCGUGCUGGGUUGCGCCACGGCAUGGGCAUGCAGCAGUGCGCCGACGGCUCCAACUACGUGGGCGGGUAUUGCGCGGGGCAGCGGCGCGGCUGCGGCAUCUACUCAUUCCCCAACGGCGACCGCUACGAGGGCGAGUGCGCGGCCGACGCGCCGCACGGCCACGGAGUGUACCGGUUUGCGGCCAGCGGCGCCGUGUUGGAGGGCUCCUGGGACUCUGGCGCCAAGCACGGCUGGGCCGUCGUCACCGUGGGCAGCCAGCAGUCCUACGGGCGGUGGGAGGCCGGUGUGUUGGUGAGCCUGGCGCCGCUGGAGCCGGACGCGGCGCUGGAGGACGGGGAGGAAGCUGAGCUGGAGGAUGACGAGGCGGAGGCGCGCGACGUGGCGGCCGAGACGGCGCGCACCGCCCGGGCCGCCGGCCUGCGCGCGAUCAAGAUCGCCGACGACCACUGGCGCGCUGCCGGGCCCAUGCAGGCGCGCCCUCUCCGCUCCCCCCACCCGAAUUUUUUUGAUGUGUCUUAG
Messenger RNA from Coccomyxa subellipsoidea C-169, 3855 nucleotides. RefSeq lists its product as hypothetical. NCBI's taxonomy places the organism in Eukaryota, Viridiplantae, Chlorophyta, Trebouxiophyceae, Coccomyxaceae. The record is from RefSeq and is a predicted model, not a curated record. Bases 1 to 3855 code for a protein of 1284 amino acids. The transcript is spliced from 18 exons.